Exophiala dermatitidis NIH/UT8656 is the source of this 1368-nucleotide messenger RNA. RefSeq names its product MFS transporter, MCP family, solute carrier family 16 (monocarboxylic acid transporters), member 10. Gene Ontology annotation, biological process: transmembrane transport. The coding region runs from base 1 to 1368 and encodes 455 amino acids. The transcript has a single exon. Lineage: Eukaryota; Fungi; Ascomycota; Eurotiomycetes; Chaetothyriales; Herpotrichiellaceae. Gene Ontology annotation, molecular function: transmembrane transporter activity. The record is from RefSeq and is a predicted model, not a curated record.
AUGACGAAUCCAGAGCCACCGCCCGACGGCGGCUACGGCUGGAUUUGCACCGUCGCCGCAGCCAUUGUCAACAUGCACUCCUGGGGGUUCAGUUCUGCAUACGCCGUCUUCCUCGCACAUUAUCUCAAGGAAAACACUUUUCCCGGCACGACGUCGCUUGAAUACGCAUUUGUCGGCGGCCUCAGUAUAGGCUGCCUCUUUCUCAUCUCUCCCAUCACCACCAUCGCGACGCGCAAGUACGGCAUCCGGCCGACCAUGUUCGCCGGCGCCGUAUGCGAGGCGGUUAGUCUCAUCUGUGCAAGCUUUGCCUCGCGCAUCUGGCACAUCUUGUUGACGCAGGGAGUCCUGUUCGGCUUUGGCCUAGGACUUCUCUUCAUCCCCACAGCCGCUGUUGUCCCGCAAUGGUUCACAUCGAAGCGGUCGCUGGCCAGCGGCGUGGCUGUCAGCGGUGCAGCCAUUGGCGGCGCAGUGUAUUCUUUGGCGACGGGCGCCAUGAUACGUACAAUAGGGCUGGCCUGGGCGUUUCGCACCCUAGGCAUCAUCGCCUUUGUGGUCAACACGGCUUGCGUUAUUGUCAUUCGAGAUCGUCACGCAGCUAUCGGUUCUACUCAACGCGCCUUUCAUAUUGCCCUCUUCAAAAGGUUGGAGUACUGCCUCGUCAUUGGGUUCAGUGUCUUAACGAUGUUGGGCUACUUCAUCCUCAUCUUCAGCCUGGCCAACUACGCCAAUCACAUUGGCCUAAAUUCUUCUCAGGCUUCCGUCAGCAGUGCCGUCUUCAACCUCGGACAGGCGGUUGGCCGGCCAUUGGCUGGAUACUUUAGUGACCGGGCUGGUCGCAUCAAUAUGGCCGCGUCAAUGACCUUUCUCGCAGGCAUAUUCCCCCUCGGCCUGUGGGUGCCUUCCCGCUGCUAUGGUGUCCUUAUUACCUUUGCCACAAUUGAGGGGCUUUUUGCCGGGACCUUUUGGGCCACUAUUGCGCCUGUCGUGGCCGAGGUCGUAGGGCUUCAAGACGCUUCCUCCGCCCUAAGCCUGCUGUGGCUCACGCUUGUCAUUCCUUCCAUAUUUAGUGAGGGGAUUGCCCUGUCUAUCGUCAAAGAUACCGAUUCAUAUCUGGGAACCGAACUGUUUACCGGAUUCACGUACAUUGCCGCCGCCGCGUGUUUGUGGUUGCUACGGGGUUGGAAGAUUGGACAGGACAUUGUCACAUCUGCACCUCCAAUGACGGAAACGUCUGAUGCUCCAGCUCACGACCCCGAGGUUGCCAACAAGAGGGUCUUCCCAUCAUUCAGCCUCAGCGAUGAGGACAAACAAUCACGGUCUUCUGCUGUACCGUACCUCCGUCGUUGUUGCAUGUUAGCAAAGAUAUGA